GAGCAGAAAUCUAGUUCUCUUCUGUCUUUCGAUAUUUACCUUCCCCCCCCCAAAAAAUUUAUUUCUUCACCUGCAUUGCUGAUCAGAAGCUUCAUUUUUAUUCUUUUUUCUCCAAUCGAUAUUGCUUUGCAGUGAUGUUCAUGUUCGUCAGCGUAGAUGUUCAGUCGCCCAAGUUUUUGAGAGGUGGUCACUUCCCAAAGUAGAUGGAUCAGAUAUACAUCAACGAUUUGAAUUUUCUGUGGAUGAAAUUGAACGUUUCCCCUAUUGGAGCUUUUCUAGUUGUGUUGUGGAUACCACUGGUUUCUUGUAGAUGAUAUCAAUUGAUUGCAGCAUAUAAAGGCUGCACCUAAGCAUGUCGAUCAUCUUUUGGGUGAUAUUUAAUCACUCACACCGUGAACAGUUUGCUUUUCAGAACAUCUUAUAUUUCAUGUUACAGUUUAUCUGUAAUAUCUACUUAAAAUCAAUUGAAAGACACAGCAUUGCCACUGUGAAGCCUUGUGUCUGGAGGUCACUAGAAGUUCACUGAGGCAUUGCCAUUUGUUACUGGAUCCAUAUCUAAUAAUGGAAAGAUAUAAACUUAUGAAAGAGCUUGGAGAUGGGACCUGUGGAAGUGUAUAUAAGGCCCUCAAUCUAGAGACAAAUGAAAUUGUUGCUGUCAAGAAAAUGAAGAGAAAAUUCUACUUCUGGGAGGAGUGCAUGAAUCUUCGUGAAGUUAAGUCCCUCUGCAAAUUGAAUCACCCAAAUAUUGUCAAGUUGAAGGAGAUCGUUAGAGAAAACCAUGAGCUUUUCUUCAUCUUUGAAUACAUGGAAUAUAACCUAUAUCAGAUCAUGAGAGACCGGCAAAGCCCAUUUGCAGAGGCAGAGAUACGAAGCCUUAUGUCUCAAGUGUUACAGGGACUUGCAUAUAUGCAUAAAAAUGGAUAUUUUCAUCGGGACCUAAAACCUGAGAAUCUGCUGGUCACAAAUGAUGUUAUAACGAUAGCUGAUUUUGGAUUAGCAAGAGAAGUGACAUCAAGGCCUCCAUAUACUGAUUAUGUUUCUACACGGUGGUACCGGGCACCAGAGGUUUUGCUGCAAUCAUCGUCAUACACGCCAGCAAUAGACAUGUGGGCCAUUGGUGCAAUAUUAGCUGAGCUUUUCACAUUGUACCCUAUUUUUCCUGGUGAAAGUGAAACGGACCAGCUUUACAAAAUAUGCUGUGUUCUUGGUACCCCAGAUUGGAACACUUUUCCUGAAGGGAUGAAUGUUUCACGCCUAAUCAAUUUUAGUUUUUCCAAGAUUGAGCCUGCCAAUCUUUCAGAUAUCAUUUGUAAUGCUAGCUUGGAAGCGAUUGAUUUGAUCACGCAACUAUGCUUGUGGGACCCACAAAGGAGACCGACUGCAGAGCAAGCUCUUCAGCAUCCAUUUUUCCAUGUGGGAAUGUGGGUUCCUUACCCACUCCGGGACCCUUUUCAACCAAAUCCAAGCCACAUGGUAGGAUCCGAACCGAAGCUUGAGUUGAAUCUGUGGGACUUUGGCACUGAACCAGAUGAUUGCUUCCUUGGCUUGACCCUGGCAGUGAAGCCCAGUGUCUCAAACUUAGAAAUGGUUCAUCAGACCUCUCAAAAUGCUAGAAAGGACAUUUUUUAUUGUUCUGGUUAUCAGAAUCAUUCGGAUCAGUCAGUGUUGUGGCCCCUGCUCUCUCUGAAUCAAAGUGGAGAUGACAUACCAGCGAUGUCUUCGUUACCAUCGCCAUACAUGGUUAGCAGUCAAGUUUCUUGUCCAACAAUUGGGGUUCCGCAGCCGACAGGAUUCACAAUGGCGUCUCUGCAGCCUAACAUCCUAGACUGUUCACCACUGGUCGGCGUCUCCUCACCAUUCCAGCUGGCUCACUACCUUUGAGCAAGUGCCGUGAAAAGUAGUUUGUGCUAUUGGGGUGAAGCAGGUGAAGAUUCUUUUGAACUCAUAAAUUGUUGAAGAUGGCUCAAGAAAACGGGUAACAAGUGGAUAUUCCUACUAGUGCUUCAUUCAUGAGUUCUACCAAUGUACCUUUUUAGCUUGUUGCCACUAAAAUGACUUAAAAUGCUACACCUAACUCAUGUAACAAGUUGCAACUUGCAAACCCUCAGUUUCCAACACCAUCUUUUGUGGGAUCAUUCACAAAAAAAAGGGGGGAGGGGGGGGAGGUGGCGGGGGGAGGAGGGGGUUGGAAUUAACCCUGUUCUCCCAGAUUAAGAAAGAAUUGAGGUUCUAUGUUUUAUGAUGUAAAAUAUAUAUUUUUUUUUGUAAGAUACAUAUGAUGUAAAAUAUUGAAAAUGUUUUUCA
This is a messenger RNA of Telopea speciosissima, 2304 nucleotides long. RefSeq names its product serine/threonine-protein kinase MHK-like. Gene Ontology annotation, biological process: protein phosphorylation; intracellular signal transduction. NCBI's taxonomy places the organism in Eukaryota, Viridiplantae, Streptophyta, Magnoliopsida, Proteales, Proteaceae. Gene Ontology annotation, cellular component: cytoplasm; nucleus. The transcript has 18 exons. Bases 562 to 1881 code for a protein of 439 amino acids. Gene Ontology annotation, molecular function: protein serine/threonine kinase activity; ATP binding. The record is from RefSeq and is a predicted model, not a curated record.